AUGUCGAGACGGAAGAACAGUGCAUAUGAGGACCCUUUCGCGCGGAAAGAAAGCGUAGAUGAGGGUGAUGUUCAAGAUGCAGAGAUUGACUAUCAAUCAAUGGAGUGGUGGCAAGCAGCAAUGAUCAUGAUUGCCGAGACGAUUUCGCUGGGGAUCCUUUCGCUACCUUCGGUACUUGCGAGGAUUGGUCUCGUGCCUGGACUAAUAUUGCUCGUUGGACUUGGAAUAAUUGCGACUUAUACCGGAUGGGUUAUCGGACAGUUCAGAAUGAAGUACCCAUGGGUCGUUUCCUUUGCAGAUGCAGGCGAGAUUCUCUUCAAGCCGCUAAAGAUGGGUGCCAUCGGCCGCGAAGUCUUCGGCGCAGCACAAACGAUUUUCUUGAUCUUCACCAUGGCCAGUCACAUCUUGACCUGGACGAUCUGCCUGAACACCAUAACAAACAGCGCUACCUGCACCGUUGUCUGGGCAGUAGUUGGACUGGUUAUUUUCUUUAUUUUCGACUUGCCUAGGACUCUCAAGAAGGUUUCGUUCAUGUCCAUCGCGUCCUUCAUCUCCAUUUUCUCUGCUGUGAUGAUCAGCAUGAUUGCGAUUGGCAUCCACAAGCCCAGAGGCAAUACGCCGCUGGCUGCAACUACGGUAUUGCCAUUUACAGACGCCUUUGUUUCUGUCAGCAACAUCAUUUUCGCUUACGCUGGUCAUUCAUGCUUCUUUGGCUUCCUUGCCGAGAUGAAGGAUCCCAAAAAGGACUGGACGAAAGCUUUGAUCUUCCUGCAGACGUGGGACAUUGGCCUCUACAUUGUUGCCGCAACCGUCAUCUAUGUUUACGCUGGUCCCGAUGUCAAGUCACCCGCUCUCGGAUCAGCUGGUCCAGUCAUCAAGAAAGUAGCUUGGGGAAUUGCUAUUCCAACUAUCAUCAUUGCAGGCGUCAUUUACGGCCAUGUCGCUGCGAAAUACAUCUUCGUACGCUGCUUCAGAGGCACAAAACACAUGACCAAGAAAACUAAGACCAGCACUCUUGCAUGGACUGGAAUUACUCUUACAAUCUGGGUCAUCGCCUGGGUUAUUGCCGAGUCAAUCCCCAACUUCAACGACUUGCUUAGUUUGAUCAGUGCUCUGUUCGCCUCUCACUUCACCUACACGCUAAGUGGUGUGUUUGGGCUGUUUUUGAACUAUGGACACUGGUUCGACAAUUGGAAGCAGAUCACGCAAUUCAUCGCCAAUUGGGCGGUCAUAUUGAUUGGUGCGACAGUAUGUGUUGCUGGACUGUACAGUUCAGGCACAGCGAUUGCUGCCGAUGGAGGAAAUGGGUCAUGGACAUGCAAGAGCAAUGCUCAGUAA
This is a messenger RNA of Aureobasidium melanogenum CBS 110374, 1338 nucleotides long. RefSeq lists its product as uncharacterized. The coding region runs from base 1 to 1338 and encodes 445 amino acids. The transcript is spliced from 7 exons. Gene Ontology annotation, biological process: amino acid transmembrane transport. Lineage: Eukaryota; Fungi; Ascomycota; Dothideomycetes; Dothideales; Saccotheciaceae. The record is from RefSeq and is a predicted model, not a curated record. Gene Ontology annotation, molecular function: amino acid transmembrane transporter activity. Gene Ontology annotation, cellular component: vacuolar membrane.